AUGUGUAUAAAUUCAAGCCUAAAAGUAAAUAAUUUUGUAAAAAUGGACACAGCUCCAUCUGAAUCCGAGUUAUUUCCUGAAUAUUUUAUUACUACAGAUGGAAAUGUUGUAAAAGAAAAAGUUACUGAAAAAGGCAUUGAAAGGUCUAAAAAGCAUACAAAAAGCUUGAUUACACACUUUUUGAACAUCGGGGCAAAACGCAUGCCUGUUUCAGUAGACAAAAUUGGCAACUUGUUAAGAGCCGGAAGAGUUGUGAGACUGAGUUCCCCAACAAAAGGGUAUGAAGUCACAAAAAGUGUCAAUGAUUUAAUUACAAAAGAAAAAAGCGUCAAAUACCCAAAAGAUAUUAUAGCAACUGCGUCUGAGGAAUUGGAUAUGAGCACACUAACUGCUCUAUUCCAAAAAUCAGGCGAUUCACGAAGAAAAAGCAGAAUCCCAGAAAUGGCACCAAUAAAGAAGCCAGAAAUUGUCUAUGAAGAAGAAAAAGAAGAAAUAUUGAAUUUUCCAUGAAAUUUAUAUUCACUAUAACUAGCUUAUUUUUAAUGAUAAAUUAUGAGAAAAAAGCAUAAUAAAAAUAAUCAACGUUCCUGCUCCAAGGCUUGAUGGCUUGAGAAGAUCCAUCUCAGUCACCUCUUUUAGCAAGCCAAGAACAAGAUAUCACAGCAAAACCUUUAGCUCAGGUCUAGAGUCCACAAUCCCUUCAAAUAAAACAGAUAUCGGAUUUUUCGACCAAGAAAAAAAAAUAAUCGAAAAGAAAAGGCCAUCUUCGACUGGCAAUUUUAUGCGACCCACUUUUUCUUCAACAUCCGCAUAUGUAACAUCACUAAACAAGCUUUUGCCCAAAAUAAACAGAUCUUUAACCAAGGAAGAACUUAUAAAUAAACUACCAAAAAAGCUUUCUAGAAAGCGAGGAUACACAAGAAGAAAAUCUAUCGAGCUAUUGAGGACACUAAAAAUGAUUCACAUUUAUAAAGGCGAAAAUAGUAAAAUAGACAUUGAAAAUAGUAAAGAUAAAUAA
Molecule: messenger RNA, 1018 nt
Organism: Blepharisma stoltei
Lineage: Eukaryota; Ciliophora; Heterotrichea; Heterotrichida; Blepharismidae
Source: the annotation of a GenBank genome assembly